AUGACUUCCAUUGUUACGAGUAUGAUAAGCUCAACCGUAGGCUUGUUGUGCGAUAAGGCUCGUGAUUCGACUGCGGCGAAACUGAAGGAUGGCGAUAUUACAGAUGCAAAAAUUCGAGAGAUCGUCGUAAGAGAGUUGGAUGACAUCAAGACGAAACUUGAUGGUCUUUCCCCCGUAGAUUUAUUCAGCAGCUACCGUUUUCUAAAGGAAGGUGUAGAAUUAAUGUUUCUCUUGAUAAAUAAAAGCUCGAGCAGAAAGCCGUGAAAAACCCAAUUCGAGAAAACCGCGGUGAAACAUCAAGAGUGUUGAGCGGUGUUGAGUGUGGGAUCUUAAACGAAGCUUUAGAACUUUCUCACGCCAUGGGAAGAAUGACAAUCAAUUUGGGUAAACAAUUGGAAGCCGCUAAACAGCGAUUUAAAUAUGCCCGUAUAAAGAGCAACCGAUGCUUUCUGUAA
This is a messenger RNA of Paramuricea clavata, 455 nucleotides long. Lineage: Eukaryota; Metazoa; Cnidaria; Anthozoa; Malacalcyonacea; Plexauridae. The record is from the annotation of a GenBank genome assembly.